Neocloeon triangulifer is the source of this 1266-nucleotide messenger RNA. RefSeq lists its product as uncharacterized. The transcript has 4 exons. NCBI's taxonomy places the organism in Eukaryota, Metazoa, Arthropoda, Insecta, Ephemeroptera, Baetidae. Bases 160 to 1266 code for a protein of 368 amino acids. The record is from RefSeq and is a predicted model, not a curated record.
GGCAAAUCAAAAAUCAAAAGACCGGAGGGAAAGACCAAGAAGUGGAAAGACCGACGCCCGGAUCUGACAAUGCCAAUAAGAAAUCAACUGCUUGUGCAAGACUGUCAUUCUGCUCCAAGGCUCUGACGAGGCUGUUGAAUUCAAAGCUGAGGAGGCAAAAUGGAGAACGUUGAAGAAGAAGCUCAGCAGGGCGGUGGAGGCGGAAUCUGCCUCUAUUUACCUGAAGGCUUUGUCCCGGAGAGCAUGAUCGAAAACUUCAACCCACGUCCGCUCUUCCUGGACAUGCUUCGUACGCUGGAUAAGAAAAUCCUGACGCUCAUCGUGUUGCAGGAUGAAAUUGAGAAGGAGAGGCUCUCAUUCGAAGAGACUCAUGAGCGCCUGCUCCAGAAGGCAUCCUACUUAGCUCAAGUAGCAUCAAGAGUGAUGAUGACUUCCUUUCGGAUCAGUGCUGAGACACCUGUUGUCUCCGGAAUGCCGGAGAAAUUCCAGUCAUUUUGCGACAGCGCCGACUUCCACCGCAUACCAGGACCAGGGCUGUUUGUGUAUCUCCACAUUCAUGGAUGCCCAAUCCCUACUCACUGGACUAAAGCCCAGAUGCUUGUGCUGGCAGGGAUAAAUUACGCAGAGAACAAGGAAGUUCACAUGGCUGGCAUCACCCAAGCUCUGAAAGCCGAGCGGCUUGCCUUUGAAGACGAAAAGAAGCAGAUACUGCUUGAGGUGGAGAGCUUCAAAGUCACUCUUGAAGCCGAGCGGCUUGCUUUUGAAGACGAAAAGAAGCAGAAUUUGCUCGAGGUGGAGAGCUGGAAAGUCGCUCUGGAAGCCGACCGACUGGCUUUUGAAGACGAAAAGAAGCAGAAAUUGCUCGAGGUGGAGAGCUUCAAAGUCGCUCUGGAAGCCGACCGACUGGCUUUUGAAGACGAAAAGAAGCAGAAAUUGCUCGAGGUGGAGAGCUGGAAAGUCGCUCUGGAAGCCGACCGACUGGCUUUUGAAGACGAAAAGAAGCAGAAAUUGCUCGAGGUGGAGAGCCGCAAAGUCGCUCUGGAAGCGGUCCAGGGAGCCGAACAGGAGAUUUCUCCACGAGUCGAUGGCCUCAAUACUGAUUUCCAAGUUGCCCUUGCGGAAGCCAAGGCUGAGGAUAAAACUGUUAAGCAAGGGAAGAAGAGAGUGCAGAAGGGUGUAGAAGAUUCAAAUGAGAAGCCAGUUAAGAAACCUUACCUUAUCAUUUCACCUUCGCAUCCAGCCACCGAGUCUGAUGAAGAAGAUUGA